This is a messenger RNA of Ornithodoros turicata, 552 nucleotides long. RefSeq lists its product as uncharacterized. The transcript has a single exon. Lineage: Eukaryota; Metazoa; Arthropoda; Arachnida; Ixodida; Argasidae. The record is from RefSeq and is a predicted model, not a curated record. Bases 1 to 552 code for a protein of 183 amino acids.
AUGGAGACCCCGACACACCAAGCUUGGCACGAAUGGGUACACGGCCUUCCCGCGCUCUCCACAAUGCAAGCACAGAGAUCUCCCUUCAAUCCAGCCGGCACCGUCCCAGACCUUCACAUCUUUGCAGACGCAAGCCCGCGGGCCUACGGAGCGGUUGCGUACGUACGCACCUACAAGGCUCCCGGGGGUGUCAGCUCCCACCUUCUCAUCGCCAAAGGACGCAUUGCACCAUUGAAGACGGUCACUCUUCCCCGUUUAGAGCUCCUUGUCUGCCUUCUCGCCGCUAGACUGUUCAAGAGCAUCUGUGACGUCAUACCUGCCCUGCAGUCACGGGUCACGUUGUGGACGGACUCUCAAAUUGCACUGCACUGGAUAAAGAAUGGGAAGAUGACUCAGUCGCAGAAUCCUCAGUUUGUCGAGGGGCGCUCACGAGAGGUUCGCCAGCUUACGGACCCGGCUCGAUGGUGUCACUGCGACGCGAAAAGCAACCCGGCUGACUUGCUCACGAGGGGAAUCACCGCGACUGAGCUGCUCCACAGCAAGCUGUUGUGA